Messenger RNA from Syzygium oleosum, 1545 nucleotides. RefSeq lists its product as uncharacterized. Lineage: Eukaryota; Viridiplantae; Streptophyta; Magnoliopsida; Myrtales; Myrtaceae. The record is from RefSeq and is a predicted model, not a curated record. Gene Ontology annotation, molecular function: mRNA binding. Gene Ontology annotation, biological process: mRNA splice site recognition. Gene Ontology annotation, cellular component: U1 snRNP; U2-type prespliceosome. The transcript has 13 exons. Bases 50 to 1294 code for a protein of 414 amino acids.
CUCUGGCGUUUGGCUCCCGCGUCGCGCGCGGCCCGAGCUCGCAGCAGCGAUGGACGCCAUACGGAAGCAGCUGGACGUGCUCAUGGGCGCCAACCGCAACGGCGACGUCCGCGAGGUCAACCGCAAGUACUACGACCGCGACGUCUGCCGCAUGUUCCUCGUCGGCCUCUGCCCCCACGAGCUCUUCCAGCUCACGAAAAUGGACAUGGGGCCUUGCCCGAAGGUCCACUCGCUUCAGCUCCGUAAAGAAUACGAAGAAGCCAAAGGAAAAGGCGUCGAUAAUUAUGACCGGGAUUUGGAGGAUGUCAUAGACCGUCUCAUCGUCGAGUGCGAUAGAAAGAUCGCUAGAGCUCUCAAGAGACUAGAGGAGGACGAUGCGAAGGCUGCUAUUGCCAUCUCUGUGUCUGAGGUUACGCAGACACCCGAGAUACUUGAGUUGUCAAAGCAGAUCAAGGAGAAGCUUAAUGAAGCUGACCAACAUGAUCUUGAAGGCAAAACAGAUCUCAAGAUUCGAGCUUUGGAAAUUGUUGAAGAACUCAGAACUAAAAGAGCGGACAAGCAGUCCAUGCUUCUUUUGGAUGCAUUCAAUAAAGACAGGGCAUCUUUACCGCAACCUCUACCAAACCCACCACCUUUGGCCCCCUUGCCAGUAGUUGCUCCCGAUCCUCGCACUCAAGAGAUGAUAAAUGAGAAGCUGAAGAAAGCAGAGGAUCUUGGUGAGCAAGGUAUGGUGGACGAAGCACAAAAAGCAUUGGAAGAGGCUGAAGCCCUUAAAAAGCUGCAUGCCAGACAGGAACCUGCACAGGAUUCUACUAAGUACACUGCUGCAGAUGUGCGAAUUACUGACCAGAAGCUACGUGUUUGUGACAUUUGUGGAGCAUUCCUCAGUGUCUAUGACAGCGACCGUCGUUUAGCGGAUCACUUUGGCGGGAAGCUUCAUUUGGGUUAUAUGCAAAUUCGUGAUAAAUUGGCAGAGCUACAGGAAGAGAGAAACAAGAGCCGUAAGGUUGAUCGCCAUGAUGACAGAAGAUCAAAAGAAAGGAGUAAGGAUCGUGAUAGGGAAUUAAGUAAGGAUCGAGAACAAGUGGACAGUCGUGAUAGAGGGAAGGAUUAUGAUCGUAGGAGUCGGGAUCGUGAUAGGUACCAUGAGAGAGAUCGUGGAUAUGAAAGGGAACGUGACCGAGAUAUAGAGCGUACCCGCAGCUAUGACUCCAGAAGUCGUCGCAGAUCACGAUCAAGGUCGCAGGAACGUUCUAGGGAUUAUGACCGCCACAGGCGUCGUGACCGCUACUAGGAAAUUAUGGAUAUGAAGAUGGAAAUGAUGUGGUUUCAUAGAGAUCACGAAACUCUUGUAGGACAAGCUUAUCUAUAACUGUUUGUUCCAAAAAUGUUCUGACAUGAUCUUGGUUGCUUCAUAUGAAAGAGUCUUGGAGUUUAUGCUUAGGAGGUAUAGUUUUGGCUUGCUGUGUAACUUGUAUUUUGUACUUAGAUUUGCUGGUUGACCUCUGCAUUUUCUUACUGGAAGUACCGUUACCCGAGUUUGCA